This is a messenger RNA of Glycine soja, 874 nucleotides long. Its product is annotated as ankyrin repeat domain-containing protein 39-like. Gene Ontology annotation, cellular component: nucleus. Gene Ontology annotation, biological process: regulation of gene expression. Lineage: Eukaryota; Viridiplantae; Streptophyta; Magnoliopsida; Fabales; Fabaceae. The transcript has 3 exons. Gene Ontology annotation, molecular function: protein binding. The record is from RefSeq and is a predicted model, not a curated record. The coding region runs from base 68 to 466 and encodes 132 amino acids.
UUUUCUUUGUUUCGCAAAACCCCUUGUCUCUCUCGAAACCCGGCCACUUCGCCAUGUCCGAGCAACCAUGCUUGCCAUCGGGAAGGCCACCUCCGUCGACAUCUGCCGCUUCUUCUCCAAACCUGGCCCCUACGUGUCCUGCGACACGAUGGAGUUUCUAUUAGCGCGCUACGACGGCGAGCUAGACGUGGAUGCGGUGGACUCCGAUGGGAGGACGACGAUCCACGUGGUGGUGAGGGAGGGGCACACGAGGGUUAUCCGGUUCUGCGUCACGAUGGGGGGAAACCCUAAUCGCGUGGAUUCGAAGGGGUGGACCCCACUCUACUACGCAGCGUGGAAGGGGCACGUGAAGGCUGCGGAGUGUUUGUUGGAAUGCUCCAACGUGAAGUGCGUGAGGGACAGGGAAGGGAGAAGAACAUUUUCUGUUGUCGCGGAGAGUGAGCACGAACAUUCUGCUGGUUAUUGACAAAGUCCAGGAAGAAACAAAGAGCUUCGCUGGUUUUUAAUUAGAUUGGAUUCUGGCUGUUUAUGGGUAUUUUGGUCCAAUUCUGCUGGGGGAAGAAAUUGAAGUGGUGAAGACUAAAGACAAAUAUUGUUACGGGAACAAACGGCGAAGAGCAUGAAGGAUCUGGGGUAAAGUGAUCAAAAUUCAAGGCUAAGUAUUCAUUUUAUGCUAUUCAUUUAGAGCAUUACAUCUUCAUUCUUCUCCAUCUUCCUCCAUUUUAUUUCACUUCCUUUGUCCUUUUUUGUAUUUGUAAGUCUUUCUUGACAAUAAGAAACUAAACCUUCUAUUGUUGGGAGCUCACCCACCAAACACUCUUGAUGUAAUGAUUUUAACUAUCUAUUUAAUAUUAUUUUGAUAUUAUUAUCUCUU